Otolemur garnettii (small-eared galago) is the source of this 4135-nucleotide messenger RNA. RefSeq names its product MIER1 transcriptional regulator (gene MIER1). Lineage: Eukaryota; Metazoa; Chordata; Mammalia; Primates; Galagidae. The coding region runs from base 139 to 1680 and encodes 513 amino acids. Gene Ontology annotation, biological process: negative regulation of transcription by RNA polymerase II. The transcript has 13 exons. Gene Ontology annotation, cellular component: nucleoplasm. Gene Ontology annotation, molecular function: transcription corepressor activity; histone deacetylase binding. The record is from RefSeq and is a predicted model, not a curated record.
GCGUUCCCGCCCAGGCAGCGGCGGCGGGAGCGGCGGAGACGGCGGCGGCUGGAGUCCCGUUGCCGAGUCUCACAUCCGGGUUCUGGCCGUGACCCAGCCGCGGCCGCCGCGGAGAUGUGACCCGGCAGUACGGCAAACAUGGCGGAGCCAUCUGUUGAAUCUUCAAGUCCAGGGGGUUCAGCAACAUCAGAUGACCAUGAAUUUGAUCCAUCAGCUGACAUGCUGGUUCAUGAUUUUGAUGAUGAACGAACAUUAGAAGAGGAAGAGAUGAUGGAAGGAGAAACAAACUUCAGUUCUGAAAUAGAGGAUCUUGCAAGGGAAGGUGACAUGCCAAUUCAUGAACUGCUCAGCCUUUAUGGUUAUAACAAUGCUGUUCGACUGCCUGAAGAAGAUGAUGAAGAGGAGGAAGAGGAGGAGGAGGAAGGUGAUGAGGAGGAGGACGCCGAGAAUGACGACAAUAGUGGUUGUAGUGGGGAAAAUAAAGAAGAGAAUAUAAAGGAUUCAUCAGGACAGGAGGAUGAAACUCAGUCUUCCAAUGAUGAUCCAUCACAGUCUGUUGCUUCUCAAGAUGUCCAAGAAAUAAUCCGUCCACGUCGAUGUAAAUAUUUUGAUACAAAUAGUGAAAUAGAAGAAGAAUCUGAAGAAGAUGAAGAUUAUAUUCCUUCAGAAGACUGGAAAAAGGAGAUUAUGGUCGGCUCCAUGUUUCAAGCAGAGAUUCCAGUGGGCAUUUGUAAAUACAAAGAGAAUGAAAAAGUCUAUGAAAAUGAUGAUCAGCUCCUGUGGGACCCGGAAUACUUACCUGAAGAUAAAGUGAUUGUAUUUCUUAAGGAUGCUUCUAGAAGAACAGGUGAUGAGAAAGGUGUGGAAGCAAUUCCUGAGGGAUCUCAUAUAAAAGACAACGAACAGGCUUUGUAUGAGUUGGUGAAAUGCAAUUUUGACACAGAAGAAGCAUUGAGAAGAUUAAGAUUUAAUGUAAAAGCAGCUAGAGAGGAAUUAUCUGUUUGGACAGAGGAAGAGUGUAGGAAUUUCGAACAAGGGCUGAAGGCCUAUGGGAAGGAUUUUCAUUUGAUUCAGGCUAAUAAAGUCCGAACAAGGUCAGUUGGUGAAUGUGUAGCGUUCUAUUACAUGUGGAAAAAAUCUGAACGCUAUGAUUUCUUUGCUCAGCAAACACGAUUUGGAAAAAAGAAAUACAAUCUUCAUCCUGGUGUAACGGAUUACAUGGACCGGCUUCUGGAUGAAAGUGAAAGCGCCGCUUCUAGUCGCGCCCCCUCUCCCCCCCCCACCGCCUCCAACAGCAGCAACAGCCAGUCCGAGAAGGAAGAUGGAGCCCUCAGCAGCAGCAACCAGAAUGGUGUACCAUCUAAUGGAUCCGGCGAACCGCUGAACAGAGAAGAAGUGAAAGUUGAAGGGUUACACGUCAACGGACCAGCGGGGGGAAGUAAGAAACCACUGCACACAGAUACGGACACUAACGGCUAUGAAGCGGACGACCUUCCCACUGACCCCAAACUUGCUCACAUGACUGCAAGGAACGAGAGUGAUUUUGAGGAGCGAGGCGAGAGACCUGCCAAAAGGCGGAGGGUGAACAGCAGUGGGAAGGAAAGCCCGGGCUCUUCCGAGUUCUUCCAAGAAGCAGUCUCACAUGGGAAGUGUGAAGAACUUGAAAACACAGAUGACUAAAUUUUACAUCUUCAUUUUACUGUCUCUGGAGUAAAUUCUGGUGUGACUAAAAUUUUCAGGGUUGAUGGGUUACCUUAAAAAGUUGAUUUCCUUCAAGUAGUUGGUUAAAAUUUGAAAACUGAAUUGGGUCCGACUUUAAUAACAUUUUUUAAUUCUGCCUUUUGCAGAUAUUUUAUUUUGGAAUUGUCAGAUACCCUUUUAAGGAUAUAAAAAAAUAGGAAGUUGAAAUGAACUAGAGCUGUAUGUGGACCUUCUCAUUUGAUGGAGUGAUCCUAAAAUUCCACUGCAAGGUAAUUUUUGCCUAAAUUGAGGAAGGAAUGGAAAAAAUCAAGUCCAAAUUUCUACUUAGCACCAUUUUUUUUUUAGUUUUGUGAAAUGUUUGUCUUUGUAACAGACAUUUUUCUCUCUAUACAAAUUAUCAUUAUUAAGGAAACCCUGUGAAUCCUGAAAGUUAUGCUAGCAUGAUUUUUUUUAUAUAUAGAAAUUUAAAAAUAAACCAAGUCAGGUUUGUGUAUGUAAAAUUGUUGACAUCAAUGAUGUCUUUCCAUAUUCUUAUCUGGGCUUAAGAAAUACAUUCUGUAUUUUUCCAGAUUCUUUGUAGCCUUUGAAAGAUUUUUACAGUACAUAUGUCUUGACUGAGCUGUCCUUUCUUAAUACAAAAGCUUGUAUAAUUUUCUUAACUUGUACAGUUGGUAAACUUUUAUGAGAGGAAUUGAUAUUCUGAGUCUGUCAGCUUUCAUUUUAUUUUGCUAAGUUUUUGUAAUGAAUUUUUAAAGUGUUUGCAUAGUUAACUAAGUCUUGUUUCUUAUCCAGGUGGUAAAAGCAUUCAUAAAAUUGUGAAAAUUUGUCUUUUCAGAUUUCUACUUAAGGUCAGAUAAUUUCAGAAUUCUUAAAUUUAGCAUGAACUUAGCUUGCACAGUUUGGUUUGCAUUUGUUAUAAUUUCCAAAAUUAUUUUGAUGUAAAACAAGUUUAGUGUCAGCUUAAAUGUAUCAAGCUGACCAGAAUCCUGUUCAGUUAUUUUUAUAUGCAUUAUAGAAUUUCUCAUUUUUGCAUUAAAUAAACAGAAGGGAAACUGUCAAGUGCUGCUUAGUCACUGGCACUCACGGGAGUAACUGGGCAGACAGGAACGUCUCCGUCUACGGGGAGAAAGCGAUGGAGCCUGAACAUUCUUCACACCAGUUACAAUCCCGUUCUUCAGAUUUGACAGUGUUUUUCCAAAAUUGAAAUAAGAUACACAGUAACCAUUGCUCUACACGAUUACAAAUAGAGGGUUAUCCAUGUGCAUAGCCUUGUAAGAGUGCCAUUGUAUUUUUAGUCCUAAAUUCUUUUGUUAAAAAAUGUAGUUUCAUAAAGCUGAUAGACCAUCCUAUAUCCAAACUUUUAUAAAAGGCUCUUAAUUCUUAUUUUUCUCACACAGGCAUACUCCAAAUACUUCUUCCAGUUAAUUACCAGCCACCGGUGCAAAAGCCAAUGCCUUUUUGAAAUGAAUCUUCUGUCUUCUUGUUUUUAGUGGCUCAGCUGUCUGGUGCAGUUGAUGAGAGGUUUGCACUGAGAAUUUGUCGUGUAGGCCUUAUCCCGGUGAAGUGUUACUGUUAACGUGUUCAGGCUGCUUCUCUUCACCAGUGUGAACAGUUUUUUUCCUCAGUGUUAAAAGCCACUUUACAGCAUUCUACUUCAUAUAAUGUCCAUUCACUGUUACAUACACAUCCAGGUAAAUCAGAGGUUGGGGUGGAAAUGUUGAGAAGUGUGGGUUUUGUUUUGCUUCACUUCAAACAUUAAUCCAGAACGGCAGCAAUGUUAGCAGGCGUUCAUACACAUUUUCUAAAUCAGAUUUUAUUAAAUGAAUCCAAAGUAUCCCAGCUCUUUGUCAAAGGUGGUCUAUGACAGUGGUUUUAAAGAUGAGUGAUGCUGUACUUUUUCAGUUGUUGCGAUAUUAGAGAUACCAUUUUAAAGAUACAUUUUAUUUGCAGGUUUGUGAAGUUCUUGCAAACUAUUAUAACAGGAACAUUUCAAGUAAAUUCUCUCAGGCAUGUUUGCAAAUACAGCACAUACUGUAUACAUGUUAGGAAAUUUUACUUUUCUUAAUCUUUUUAAAAUAUACCUAAUGAAAGACAUUCCACUAUUAUAAUAUGCAAUGCUCAGCUUUUGGUAAGGAAAUAUUUAACUAUACUUUGCGUUUAUACAGGUUUUCCACACAGGACUUUGCUCUUCAUAAUGCAGCCACUAUAACUUGAUAAGUCAUUGCACUAUUUAAAAAUUCUGGGUGAUAUCAUGAAUUUUAUUUAAGAUGCAGCACAUUUCAGAGCUCUUAGGUGCUUGACAAACUGUUGGGAAAGAAGUCCUUGUUAGAGUUAGGCCUCCUUGGCUUGGCACCUGUAGCUCAGUCACUGGGGCGCCAGCCACAUACACAGAGCUGGUGGGUUCGAAUCCAGCCCAGACCAGCUAAACGAUGAC